Aspergillus sclerotioniger CBS 115572 is the source of this 570-nucleotide messenger RNA. RefSeq names its product LysM peptidoglycan-binding domain-containing protein. Lineage: Eukaryota; Fungi; Ascomycota; Eurotiomycetes; Eurotiales; Aspergillaceae. The transcript has a single exon. The annotation marks the transcript as partial. The record is from RefSeq and is a predicted model, not a curated record.
CUGAAUACAACCAGCUACUAUUACGAAAUUACCGUCGACGGCACAACCGUCUUCGACGUCGCUCGCGAAACCAACCGCGGCGUCUGUGACAUCGGCCGCCAAAACCUCAUGGCGGACGUAACCAUCGUUCCCAAUGUGGGCGAGUCAUUCAUCAUCCCUGCCGAGGUCUGCGAGCCCGACAACACCUCCUGUCUCCUCCCAGGCACCAACGCCACACGCACCUGCAUCUACGGUGGUCCUCGUCUCUACUACACCGUCCGGGGCGACACCUACGAGGUGAUUGCCCGUCGAUUGAACAUCACCGUCGAAUCGCUAAUGCACGUGGACGGACCUUCCAACGAAACACUCGUCAACCCCAUCUCCCCCACCGCAGAGCUCAACGUCGGUCAAUUCAUCAAAGUACCCCAGUGCGAUCCCAGCCAGUGCAUCAUCCAACCAUACCGCUUCACCUGGGGCGUGUACAAGGACCUCGCGGAUAAAUACGACACCACCGUCGGGCAGAUCAUGAUGCUGAGCCCGACAUACAAUUACAGCAGUCUGGCGUUCUCCGCGGAGGGCGAAUUCCCUCCG